AUGGCUGCAAGUGGAUCUUCAGCAAACCACAAGGGUAAUAGGCAUAGCGACGCUGGGAGACAUGAUUGGGAUCAGUGGGUUACUAAAUACAAGCUACAAUAUGGCGAUGAUGGACUAACUUUCAGGAUUUACAAGCGAAACGUAGACACAUUAGACACGGUAUCAAAACGAAAGACUUUUUGAACAUGAUGUUUUUUUCCUUCUUGCUGUAGGGUGGGACAACGAAAAACAAUUAGUCCCCAAGAGCGAUAGAACCUGAGAUCUUCGAAUUCUUCGCUCCAAUACACUAACGCUUCGCCACAGUGACCUUACAGACAACUGAGCUAUCACGAGGUCCAUCAUGUGUUCAAAUAUGUACUUUUCUUUUUUUGCUUUUGGUGGGUCUGAGACGAGGUCGAGAUACUUGAGAACACUAGAGAACGAGUAGUAAAAAAUUAGUGAGAUCAAACUGUACUCGUUUAUAUCUAUGUUUGUAUUUGAUGGCUGAUAAACAUGUAGAAAAGCAUUAACUAAAGUUCUAGGUUUAGACCUACUGCUUCUGUAUAAUGCAUACAUUCGUCAAUUCUACAUCCCACAAUACUCUACUCAGGUUUUCCCAGGAAACACUGACAGGGACACAGUUGUGUAUCAUGAUCUUAACCCGGUCAUUGAUGCUCGCUUCGUUCGAGUUCUUCCGAUGGAAUGGUUUGACUUUAUCGGGAUGAAAAUGGAGCUUUACUCUUGUCAAAGUAAGUUAUUGGUUGCACUGUUUAUCCCUGGCUGGAUUAUUGUGCUUAACUUUCAGAAAUGAUCAACAUGGAUUUUCUCCCUAUAAUGUCCUUACCUUACCCAGCAAACAGGUUAUAAGAAUAUUCAAACUUAUCAGGUAGAAGUUGUCAUCUUGGUCUUAUAUCAAAUUCUUCUAACUAAUUUACAAGGAUAUGUGUAGCAGCUGAAGGGGAGAUUUGUUAAUUACGAGUAUGAUUAUCAGAGAGAAUUGGACGACUCGAGGUUUUGUCACCAAUUAAUCAAAACUAUGCAAACAUUUAAGAAAGAGACUGGAACAUCGGUUAUACGUCUUCAUAAAAUUAAAAAAAACAAGAGUUAAAUCGGCGAAACAUCACGCACAUGACGCGUUCUGUCCACUUACGCAGGCAUGACGUGUUAAUUGUCCCUAUAGCUGUCCUAUUACACUGUCCAAUUACAUACAUGACGCGUACACUGUCCUAUUAGUGCUCUACUCGGGCUGGUGAUAACCAAUCACGUUUGAGAGUUUUGUUAUAGUUUUUCGGGAACCUCUUCCGAGGAGAGAAUUAGCCUCUCAUUCCAAAGAUGGAAUAUCUUCAUCAUCACACGUGGAAUUGUACUCUAAUAUUCCGUCUUCCUCUUCUUCUUGUUUCCCACUGUUUUCUUGCUGCUCCUCGAAAUCAGAGUGUUCGAGGCUGACCCGCCCGCCCUGCUAAAUUUCUCUCUGAUAGAGGUACAACUGGGCAGUUCAACCUCUUGCCAUCGGUGUUUCCUAUCUGACAGAGCGCUGACGCACUGCAAAACGAUGUUUACUUUUGCUGCAAAAAAAAUGUUUAUGUCCAGUCCGCACAUCUUCUGUAUGCUCUGCGGUGCCAUUAGUGCAGUUGGUAACGGUUAAACUACUGACAGGAUCAUGGCACGUUCGGAUAGAGGAUACCAAGAAUUUAGAUUUGUAAAAUAAUACGCCGCCCAAUUGGUUCGCCUCUUUAAGCCUUCUUUUGCUGCAUUUCCAAAGUUUCUUGCGUAAUCUAACACAGUGAAAAAUUUAUCUUUGUGAUACACAACCGAGCAAAUAUGAGCCUCGUCUAAUGUCAAACAACUCAACAGUUACGAGUGUCAUAUCGGUAUAAUUCUGAGACUUGCUGGAGGGUUUCAAGUCCUUUAGACGCAGCAGUCUUAGAUACCAAGUUACUCUGUGAACCAUUGAGGAUUUUUUGGUAAACUGGCAACUUCGCUUCUCACAGAAUUUUCGUUCCCGCGCAAUAGUUGAAGAGUUUCGCUGACCAACCCGACCGCCCCUUGAAUGCUAGUGAGCCUGUGCGCCUGGUGCUUUUCAUGGACUGAGAAGAUCAAUUUCUUCAUUCAUUCCCGUUAGCGGACAUCCUGGUUCUCGAUUCGUUUGAAGUGAUUACUUCCCGAAUCCUGCUCCUCAAAAUCACUGAUUCCCGCGUCCCGUUCACUAUAGCAAUCCAGCAUCUCGCUUCCCUCUUACUCAAAAUUCCCGGAUCUCAGCCUUUAAAAAAGCCCAAUCCCAGAUCCUGAGAAACUUAUUAGGGACCCUCUUAUAUACUCUGAAAGAAAAUAACACUAUUGUUAACAUAAGCUAUUUAAAAUUCGUUCAGAGUCCGGCUUGGGUAUACUUCAAAUUUUCCCUACUCAAUGCUCCCUUUGAAAAUUUCUUUAUCACAUACAAUGCCAAUUCUUAGCGUUUGUAUACUUAUCUUGAAUACCAAUGUGUCACAAAAACAAACUUCACUGGAAGCUAACCUAAUUUAACUUCUUUAACAUUGCAGACCGUAGGACCCCAAGCUUAUAGAAUAAAAUAUUUGAAGGUGAAUCCUGAUAGUCGGCUAUUAUGUAAGUUAUAGCGAUAUGAGAGAACAGAGUUUACAUUUGAGACAAGCCAAUAAGUUGACAAGAGUUUAGGAAGAUCAGAUGCUUAUUUUUGCAGAAUAUGACUGGAAGUAGAAUCGCAUUUAUCCUCAACUCAGAUGUAACCGGCUAUGUGAAGUUUACUACAAAGUAUAUUUUAUUUAUGAGAAUAAGUGUUGGUUACGAAGAAAGUUUUUCUUUUAAGACAAUAAGUGCUGAAUAAAUUAUAAAGAAACUGCCGGAUACCAAUUACCAUUUCAACAACUGCAUUGAAGCCUCUAUAGUUCACAAUAGCAUUCUAAUGAUAACAAUUGAUAAAGUGGGUCUGAAAUUUUAGCUGAGUAUCAAUUGUUAACUUCAGAACGGCAAUAAGGCCACUAGAGUUGACCAGAAAUUUAAAUGACGACAACUGAUAAACUAGAUUUGAAUUUAAAGGGGAGGCGAAAUUCACAGAUUUUUUUUUGUUCCUUGAAUAAGAUGGUAUAUUUCAAUGUUUAUUCAUACAGAAAUGGCUGACGUAAUUAACACUUGGCACAGACGAAUACUUCUCUUUAACAUUUAAUGAACGAUUACAAUAUUCAUUAUUCUGUUAUUCAGCGCUCAGAGCAUUCUUUCAAUUAGCCCGUCCAUUUGACUAUAAUGGGAAAGAAAAGAAAUAUAUUUGAAAAGAAGACUAUUAAAUAAACAUCUAAGAACUCCUUUUAAAUUAAUUAAAAUCUUCCCGAAGCUGUUACAAAGUUGAGUAUACGCACCGAAGGCAAAGUCUUGACCAAAAAAAACCGAAAUGAAUUUUUUUCUGUGUGCUGUUUUAGUUGUGUUAUUAAUGUCCGAAGUCGUAACAUCUCAAGCAUUUCUUUGUAAGGAAGCAUCUCUUUCUUGUCCUGUGAUAACUCACAAUAAUCGCCGACUUAAAGGCUUUACGCUAAAAACAUUUCACUUUACAAGCCUGAUAUCCUGCGGUUUGCAAUGUCAGAGAGACCCUCGAUGCGUUUCAACAAAUUUCAGAAAAGUUUCCAAAGCUAAAGGAACCUGUGAGUUAAACGACAGAGGAGUCUUCUCUCUUGAGGAAGGAAAAGAACUGGAAUAUGACGAAGAAGCUAUUUACACUCAAUUAUAUGUCAAAAAGGUAACAAAAAUUUGUCUUAUCUAUUUUAAGUAAUGAUCCACACAAGAAGUGGGCAUCCUCAAAAAGUUUGUAUGUGUCUACUCACCGGAACGCACCUAAAUAAAAGACGGAAAAGCUACGAUCUUGGCUUUGUCACGAGAAGGGGAGUAAGCUUACGGAUGAAUUUUGUGUUGGGUGAUAGUGGAAUAUCAGAACACGAAAUCCUCUGACCUGAGAUUUCAUUUAAUUCGUGACAUCUUUCUGGUAAAAUGAUUAUCUUUUCGACGUUAGAAGUACAAAUUUACUAUCUGUCUUAUCUGUCUUAGUAAUGUGCCUAUCCUUUGAUCCUUUUCAAGUUAUGCUAUGAUGCAAUGUCGAAUUUUCAUCAGUCUAUUGAUAAACGCGAGCGGAGAAUGGUUCGCGGCGUUACUAGGAAUAUUGACAAAUAAAAAAAUGGGCUACUUUCCAAAUUUUCAGUAUCUUUGGAUAAAUGACAUUUGCAAAGUCCUCCCAAGAACAAUGCAGUUAGAGUUAAUUAAGUUGGGUAUUCUUAAAAUAAUUUUGUGGACUGAAAGAAGGUAACAUUCAUGAUUUGAGACACAGAACUGAAAUUUUCAGCUUUGUGCUAAUAAUUUAACGAUGGGUCUCUAUUUGAUGAAUAACCAAGAUGACUAAUUAAUUUCCUUAAAAAAAAAGAUAUUCUUAUAUCUGAGCAGCACAACUGUCAGGUUUUCAAGGAAGAGUUUAAAGUCGUCAGCUGCAAAUGUAAGUAGGGCUGAAUAGAAAAAUAUUCUCAAAAUUAAUGUCUAAGAUCCUGCACUUACAUCACUGAGGAGUUACUAGUCUCAGCCGCCUCUUGCCUUUGUGUCAAGAGGCUUCCCGUCAAUACUUGCGGAGUCUCCCUCAUCUUCUUCGGAUUUACAAGAGUAGCUGUAUAGCUAAUUUCUCCGAGAAAAAGAAAAAGAAAAAGAAAAACAGAAAAUAAAUAAAUAAAAGUAAAAUCCUAUAUUAUAUACAGUACAUUAACCACUAUAAGUAACAAAUGCAUUGAUGUUCAAAAGAAAUUUGGCAAAUUUUAGUUCUAAACUCAUUCAAGGACGUCAAUGAUCUUAGGUCCACUUUUAGUUUGUUCAAUAUUUUUGCAGAAGUGUAUCUGAAGGAAUGAAGACCAUAAGAGGUUGUGUUAACGUAUGAGAUAACAAGUUUCCUUGAUCCUCGUAGGUUGCGUUCAGUAUUUCUCAUUUGAAAAAGAUCAUCGUUCGGCAUCGUUUCAAAUUAGAUUGCCUUAAAAACUGUUUUCAUCAUGUCUUGGCACCUGAUACCACACACUACAUAGAUCACUAGAAUUGAAUUUGCUCAGUAGCUCCUGGUAGUGCAGAGACUUCUCGUCCAGACCAUCGCCGUGAACCUCCCCGAACCAUUUCUGGACGUCGUAUAUCUGCUACCUUCAAAGUCCUCGAGUGUGGUUUAAAAGAAAAAAUAUUGCGCGGGAAAAUACUGCGAGGGUCAUUUCUGAACAAAACAAAAAGAUGAAGAAAAUAAGAAGCUCCCUAAGACGUUGAAGAUUCGUAUUUUCCCAAUUAAAACUCAUUCAUAAUUUCAAAUGCAGUCUGUCCCUACGAAAACGCAUUGCGAAACUUGAACGCGAUAACCUUAAACACAUCUUGGGAUUGUACAGGGCAAUCCCUAUGCAAAAACCUCUGGAUAUUCCGAAGGUACCGUGGUAUUAAUUACCGUGCGGGGUACGAGAUGACAUUUAAGAACUUGACCAUCACUUGAAGUUCAGAGACUUUUAAUAUUCGGAGAGUUCUCAUCUGUUAAUUUUUUUCUAAUUUGGAUCCUAAAGACGAAAUCGAAACUUUAAACUGCAGUGAUUUUGAUAUUCCUGUUCGAACGUUGAAAGUAUCUGCAGUCAUUAAUGGUAGCCUUCACAAUACGUGUGAUUGUGUUUCUCUGUCCAAAAUACAGGUGAAGAGUCAUCAAAAGGCCCAGUUCCCCUAGGUAUGGAAAGUGGAGUUAUUACUGACUCGCAGAUCAGUGCAUCGUCCGUGUACAGUAAUCAACAUGUCCCACAAAAUGCCAGGUUACACUUCAAGGGGGCCAAAGCCCCGUUUGUAUCUGCUGGCUGGCGAGCUCGUGAGCGAAACACCAACCAGUGGCUUCAAGUGGAUCUUCAGCAAACCACAAGGGUAAUAGGCAUAGCGACGCAAGGGAGACAUGAUUACGAUCAGUGGGUUACUAAAUACAAGCUACAACAUGGCGAUGAUGGACAACCUUACAGUGUCUACAGGCGAAACGGAGACAUAUCAGACACGGUAUAAACGAGAAUGACUUUUUGAGCAAGAUGCUUUUUUUCCUUUUUGCUGCGAGGGUGAACCAAAGAAAAACAAUUAAGAGUUUCCAUGAGUUAUAGAACCUCAGAGAUUCGAAUUCUGCGCUUCAAUGCCCUAACGCUACGCCAUAGCGACUUUACAGGCAGCUGAGCCAUUACAAGGUUCAGCUGAGCUAUUACGAGGUCCAUCAUAUGUUCAGACAUGAGCUUUUCUCUUUUUGCUUUUUGUGAAGUCGAGAUACUUGAGAACGCUAGAGAACGAGUAGUAGAAUUUAGUGAGAUCAAACUGUAUUAGUUUAUAUCUAUAUUUAUGUUUGAUUGCUGAUAAACAUGUAGAAAAGCAUCUACUAAGGUUCUAGGUUUAGAGUUAGCGCUCCUGUGUAAUGCAUAGCUUCGUCAACUUUACAUCCCACAAUAUUCUACUCAGGUUUUCCCAGGAAACACUGACAGGGACACAGUUGUGUAUCACGAUAUUAACCCGGUCAUUGAUGCUCGCUUCGUUCGAGUUCUUCCGAUGGAUUGGAUUGGCGCCAUCGGAAUGAGAAUGGAGCUUUACUCUUGUCAAAGUAAGUUACUGGCUGGAUUAUUGUGCUUCACUCUAAGAAAUGAUCACCAUAAAACUUCUCCCUUUAAUAUAAAGAAAAACACCAUUUAACUUGGCGAAAUGCGAGGCAAUAGCGCGCGUACACGACGCGUUCUAUCCGUUUACGCAGGUUUCACGUGUUUCUUAUAACAUCCUCUUCAACUGUCCUAUUAUACUGUCCAAUUACAAGCAUGAUGCGUACACUGUCCUCUAAGUGAUCAAAUAAGGCUAGUGAUAACGAAAUACCUUCAAACAUUUUUUCAUUCUUUUGAUUACAUACGUAAUUGCAAGAUGGCAGUGAAGCUCAAACAUUUUAUAUGGCAUCCCCAACCCUAACCCUAAACCCUAAACCCUAGCCCUAACCCUGACCUAACCCUAACCCUGAGCAAUUUUUUAAGUAAUGAACAUGUAACUUCUUUUUAGCGUUUAUUUUCAGAAUACGUCAUCCAGCGAGCAUACAGAUGAAAAGAUGAGAUGAAUCUAUCAGCUGAUAGGUACUUUUUCUGAUAGAGCACCAAAUUUUGCACUAUGUCUACUGGUAAACGCAUAAUAGCUGAAAGGAUGAAUUUUCAAUCAAAUCUUGAAAGUCUAACGGUUAAGGCGGGGGAAUUGAAAUAAAUGGCAUUGAACUAUAUUGUGCGUGCUCGCUUAUGAUGUUUUGUCUCCAUAUUUUCUUAUUUGUAGACGAAUAACAGAAGUUUACGAAGAAUAUCACUGUGAUGUAAUCCCUCCUUUGCUGACACGAUGUAAUCCUUGUUUGUGGGCUACAAAGUGCAACACCUACUUGACUGAUGCACCAAUUAAUUAUCGUUAUUAAUAACAGAUUGAAUAGUAGUUUAAGCGUAUAAGUCAUUAUUAUUAAUGAUGUGAGCGAAAUGCACCAAUGACAGCACAUAAAAACGCACCUGUGAAAACGAACGAACGAAUAUUCUCUUUUUGGAGCCUCAUGUUCAAUUAACCUCAGUGCCUGACGAAGACCAAAGGUGUGGUGUUCGAAAUGUAGCUUAUGUUUGGAUGGCCUCGAUGAAAACCAAGGUAGUGUCUUGUAAUAAAAUAUGUAAUUUUUCAUGGUCUCUUAACUACUUCAACAAUGUAAUUGGUUUUGUUUCGUUGGAAGUGGAUACAUAAGUCAGUGUUCAUUAUGAAAAGAGCGGCAAGGAACCUCUGAUGAGUUGGCAUGCCGUUAAAACGUGUUUACCAAGUGUUUUAGUUAAACCUGCCAAAAUGCAAAUGAAUAUCGCGUGUGAGUGUAUACUCAGAUAGCCAGAGAUAUUAUGCUUUGGAAUUGUUGAAAAUUAAUAGCACAAUAAAGGAACUUUGUACAGCUGUUAAGGUUCAGAGACUGGUAUUACACUUCUUAGGGCGAAACUGGUAUUGAUUAAUAAUUAUAAUAAUAAUGAUAAAAAUAUUGAUAAUAAUAAUAACAUUGAUUAAAAAUUGGCAUUGAACACCUUGGCUCUUCUAGUCCGCAACAGGAAAAUAUUGAAAGUCCUUAACUUUUCGCGACAGACGAAUCUGAGAUUAAUAUGAUAAAAAUACUUCAUUUAUAUAAUGCUAUUUCUAUCGCUAUCCAAUAGCGCUAUGCAAUGAUUUGAAAAUAUCUCACGUAGAAAUAUCUAGAACAUGAGUACGAUAAACUAACUAAUAAAAUAACUAAGCUGUCAAAAUUAGUAUAAAAACUAAGAACAAUAAAACAUCGUAAUGAAAUUUACUAACUAACUACCUACCUACCUAUCUAAAGAACUAUUUAACUGACGAACCAAUAGUAAAAUAUCUGGUUAAAAAGCUUUCCUAAAAGAUGUGUUUUAAGAUUGCGCUUGAAUUGCAACAAAUUGACGCUUGAGCGGAUUUCCAGCGGCAGUGCGUUCCAGAGUUUAGCCGAGGCUACAGAAAAUGAUCUUGAACCAUAUCUGGUAAGUUUGUACACAACGUCAACCAAACGAUGGCCAGUAAUUGAUCUUAAAUAGCGUCUGGGCACAUAUUUUGUUAUAAGAUCGCAGAGGAAUUUUGACGCUUAGCGGUUCAAGCAUUUAAAUGUCAAUAAAAGAAUCCUAAAACAAUGCGCUCUUCAAUAGGCAACCAGUGGAGUUUACAAAGUACUGAUGUUAUAUGAUCACAUUUACGCGUAUGAGUAACAAUCCUGGCUGCUGCAUUUUGAACGCGCUAUAGUUUCCUGAGUGAUUCCUUUGGUAGACCAUACAAAUAUAAGUUGUACAGAUGAUGUACUGAUAUAUAAUAAUACUGAUAAAUAUUGUAAUAAAAUACGGAUACUGUAUCAGUGUUCUCCCUUAUUUUAAGCAUGACAGGUAAAAUAAAUUUUCAAACCGGUAAAGCAAUCCUUUUACCUGUUGAAUUUCAAGAAUUCCAAGCAAUUCUACACGGUAAUAAGAGGCACUACAGGCGGUAAAUGUUACCGGUUACCGCCUGAAAAGGAGAACACUGGAUACUACAAUAGACUGACACUAAAUUAAAGAAUAGUUCCCCUGUUUAAAGUCACUGAACUGACCUUAAUGCUCACACUUAGCGUUUAUAGGAGUUCACGCAUAUUACAUCGCAUUACUUUAACUUUUAGCAGUGAUAAAAAUGAAACUUAUCCCUAGGUUCUUAAUACAUAAUCUUAAAGCAGGCGAGAAAAUGAGAUGAAUCUAUCAGCUGAUGGGUUUUGUAUUUGAUUAAGCAUCAAAUUAUCUGAACCUGUUUACAAAUAAAAGUAUAGGAGCUGAAAGGAAGAAUUUUCAAUCAGAUCCUGAGAGUCUAACGGUUAAGGCAGGAGAAUUGAGAAAAACGGCCAAAACUAUCUUGUACGUUCUUAUUAAUACUGUUUUUUUUCUUAUUACUUUUCAUUUUGUAGCCGAAUAACAGCACCUUAAAAAGAAUGUCACUGUGAUUUAAUCCCUCCGUUACUGACACGAUGUGAUUGUUGAUUUUGGUUUCCGAGAAUAGUAGCUGCUGGACUGAUUAGCUAGUUAAUUAUUGACAGUUUUAGCUUAAUAGUCGCUCUGAUUCAUGAUAGUAGCAAAACGCACCCGUGGCAGCACAUUAAAACGCACCUGUAAAAACGAACGAACAUGCUCUUUUGGAGUCUCGUGUUCUGAAUCGACAUCAAUUUCCAACGAAGA
This is a messenger RNA of Pocillopora meandrina, 9737 nucleotides long. The record is from the annotation of a GenBank genome assembly. Lineage: Eukaryota; Metazoa; Cnidaria; Anthozoa; Scleractinia; Pocilloporidae.